AAGUCCAAGAAGGGAGCAUGGACCAGCCCAGCGGAAGGAGUUUCAUGCAAGUUCUUUGUGAGAAAUACAGCCCCGAGAACUUCCCCUAUCGGCGUGGACCUGGCAUGGGGGUGCACGUCCCAGCAACUCCACAGGGUUCACCUAUGAAAGAUCGCCUCAACCUUCCGAGCGUGCUCGUGCUGAACAGCUGUGGCAUAACCUGUGCGGGGGAUGAGAACGAAAUCGCUGCCUUCUGUGCUCAUGUGUCUGAGCUAGAUCUUUCUGACAAUAAACUGGAAGACUGGCACGAGGUCAGUAAAAUUGUGUCCAACGUUCCCCACUUGGAAUUUCUAAACUUGAGUUCCAACCCUCUCAGUUUGUCCGUUUUAGAGAGAAGGUGUGCUGGGUCCUUCGCUGGUGUUCGCAAACUUGUGCUCAACAACAGCAAAGCUUCCUGGGAAACAGUCCACACAAUCCUGCAGGAAUUACCAGACUUGGAGGAGCUCUUCCUGUGCCUUAACGACUACGAAACAGUGUCUUGUUCUCCAGUUUGCUGUCAGUCUCUCAAAUUACUCCACAUAACUGACAAUAACCUUCAAGACUGGACUGAAAUUCGAAAGUUGGGAAUUAUGUUUCCUUCACUGGACACGCUUAUUCUGGCUAACAACAACCUCACGACCAUCGAAGAAUCGGAAGAUUCCCUAGCAAGGCUGUUCCCCAACCUGCGGUCCAUCAAUUUGCACAAGUCAGGUCUGCAUUGCUGGGAAGACAUUGACAAGUUAAAUUCUUUUCCCAAGCUCGAGGAAGUGAAAUUGCUGGGAAUCCCUUUGCUGCAGUCCUACACCACCGAGGAACGCAGGAAGCUGCUAAUAGCCAGGUUGCCAUCGAUCAUCAAGCUCAACGGAAGCAUCGUUGCCGAUGGGGAGCGGGAGGACUCGGAGCGAUUCUUCAUCCGAUAUUACAUGGAGUUCCCGGAGGAGGAAGUCCCAUUCAGGUAUCACGAGCUGGUCACAAAGUAUGGGAAGCUGGAGCCCUUGGCGGUCGUGGACCUUCGGCCACAGAGCAGCGUGAAGGUGGAGGUUCACUUCCAGGAUAAGGUGGAGGAGAUGUCGAUCCGUCUCGAUCAGACUGUGGCGGAGUUGAAGAAGCACUUAAAAACUGUGGUGCAGCUCUCCACCAGCAACAUGCUGCUCUUCUACUUGGACCAGGAGGCCCCCUUCGGACCCGAGGAGAUGAAAUACAGCUCGCGAGCGCUUCACUCUUACGGCAUUCGGGAUGGAGAUAAAAUUUACGUGGAGCCCAGAAUGAAAUAGCCUCUUUUGACCUCGUGAGUGCACGGCCGUGCACGCACACCUCCCCACACACCCACACACAUGCAUUCAGGAGUUUUUUGCAAGGUUUUUCUUUCGGUCGGUCGGUCGGUCGGUUGAGGUUUGGUUGCGUUUCCGUAGCAGGUAAUUUCAUAGCCCGGAGGGAGUGCCCUGAUGUGAGAACCAUGCCCGCCACCCACUGCAGGUGACCUUGAGGUGACAAUUGACUUCGGUGCGUGUGUUUCAGUGUGUGCGAUACCUUGAUGUUUUCUCCGACGCUCCGGUAUACUCGUGAUUUGGCAUGAAUGGUCAGUUGUUCAAGCUGAAGAAUGCUAGGGCCUGUAAGGGAGAAGAUAGCUCGGUGCAGAAUUGGACUUGGGUUUUUUGGGUUUUUUUUCUUUUUUCUAAAUUUUUGGGGGUUUUGGGCCCACCAGAGCACCCUUUGGCCUAGCUAUCCGACUGCGGCUCGAGCUUGCUGAAGUGUGUUUUUUUUGCAGCUAGGUGCUGUCUCAACCUUUUGUUGUGCUCGAGUUUAUGGAAAAAGAUCAGUAUUCCGCUUGAUUCUGAGCUCAGGUAUUUAGUGCAUCCACUUAUCUCCACUGGUCUGGUUUGUACGAGUGCACAAAAUGGGGGAGAGAAAGAGAACCCUAUUAGAAAGAAACUAAUUUCGAAACGCACGCUCCAUGUCCACGCUGUCCUGUGCUGUUUUUUGGGGAAAAAUGUUUUGAUUUCUGAAACAGAGUGUCUGCAACCCAUAGCACGGGCAGCCUGGAGGCAAAGGGACCCUUGUGUGCGUUGCAAAGUGAAUUUUGGAAGGUGGUGGACGAGUGUUGCGUUGGAAGGGCUUCUAGAGGAACAAGGUCAAAAAGGGGUUGAAGAGAAGAUUCCCCCCCGUUGGCCGUGGUCGAUCCCCAGGACGCUGACGAGAUCCUCCAGUAUGCACUUAACCUUGUACCAGUUUGUACUCAGAGUGGAAUGGCUAAAAUUGCUCUCCUGGGAGAGAGAAAGAGUCAAGUUGAAGUUUGUGUUUGUUGUUGUUGUUGCACCAGAAAUGAAACCUAGCACUUUCCCCUGGGGCCCCCGGUGCGGGGUCCCUGCUUAGGUCCGAACUAGGAGGAUGCGUUGGCUCGGACCAGUUUCUAGAAGAUGAGUGACAAAGCAACUAGACUCACGUUUAGUGUAAGGCAGGUUUUCACUAUCUAUAUUGGCUUCCCCCACACGCACCUCGUCGGCAUCAUGUGCUGCUGCUUAAAUUAGCCCCUGUUUUCUCCUGCAGAGCAGAUUUUCUUUCCUGUGCGAUGAAACCCUCCGUCCUUUCUCUCUCUUGUUUCACGUUCCUGUGUCCUCCCUCGUUCCUCUGCCCCUCUGACAAGUCGAAGACUUUUCAAAUUACCUAGUUAUAAGCAGCUGCAUAAAAGUUUUUUGAAGCUGUGCAGUGAGGGCUCCAGUUACACAUGAACUUCUGACCGUAAUUUCGCAUUGCUCCCUUAUCCCCACGUGCACUUUCUUUCCCAUGAUGCUUUUCUCCACAUCACCGAGCUCCUUUUUAUAAUCUUGGAGUUGUGUAUUUCUCUUCCUAUUUUACCUAGAUCCUGGGGUGGGGGUUGUAUGGGGAGGGGACGAAGUAUUAAUCUCAUAGUCUCCAGGUUGAGGGUGUGGGGACCGUUGGGAGGGGAGUAGUUCCGCAUCCAGGGUAGUGACUCAAAAUGGGAGGAUUUAAGACAAGUUUAUGAUUUGUGCCUCAUCCCCCUGCCAAAAAUGUCAAUCCACUGGCCCCGUUGAGAUGAGCAAUAGGCAACGGAGCAAGACUCGCCGUAGGUAGCGUUAGAGGCCACGGCACAGAGCUGCAAGGCUGAAACAAAAGGGUGGGGAGAUGGUGGCAGUGUAACAUAAGAUGAUGCUUUUAUAAGCUAGAGCUUUACUGAAGAUGUUAUUUUCCAUUUGGGCAGAGAAAGGCAUUUCCUGCCUUAUCGCAGAACUCUGAAGCCAACACUUCUGUAUGAUAUAUACAUACGUACGCAUAGGAAAAGUUGUGUUUAAUAAGAUAUUUUGUUAUAUAUAAAAAAAAAAAAAAGUUUUAUGAAAUUAUGGUUGUUUAAUAUUAGAAGCUUAUUUCUCCCCUUGACCUCCAGAUGACGUGGGUGAUCCCUCGGUCGCUGCGGUGCCAGAGGUAAGCGACCGAUGGGGAUGCAAGAGUAUCUCUGACCUAAUUCUGUAGAGCAGUAAUUGCCUCCGUGGGUAUAUUUAUGGCAUUGUAACUGCUAUUAAUGAGAUGCUGUAACUAUUGACCAACUUCCUCAGCACAAUUUAAUGUCUCGGUUUCAGAGAAGGAAAUAAACCAAGCCCAUUAAAGAACUGAGUGGGAUGUGAAAGAGGACCCGAGGAUGUGCCUGUAAGUUUGUUCGCCCACAGAAGGUCAGUCUGUCCGCUCAGAGCCGGCAGCAAACCCUGCUUUGAUCUACAGCAGACCUGGUGGGGACUGGAAGAUGGGGAAAAAGAGAACACCUACUGGCAUAUGAGGUGGACAAACACCAUCCAUGUAGCUGCCAGGGAUUUGAUGCUAACACCCAAACCGGCUCCCCUGCUCCGUUGGGGUCAGGAAAAGUCACAAUAUGGGUGUCACCCCUUGGCAAUUCUUCAGGGGAAGGUGGUUUCUGGAUGACAUUCUCAAGCCAUCCACCUCCUGCACAGCGAGCAGAGCGCUGGGGGAGGUGGAAACCCAAAAUCUUAGUUGGCUUCCCAAGGAGAAAGAGCCACCUCUAAAUCCUGGGGACAGUUUGUGCGUCCAGAUGAUUGACUUUGAAAAGCGGGGCCAAAUGGUGUGCAACCGAUGGGGCAAAAUAUCCCAAAUUGGCUCGUUUUCCUUUAGUAAUACCUUUUGGAAAGGGUCUUGUGUGUCUGCCGUGUCACUGCUGAACAGGAGACCUUGUCUUGGGGAGAGAGGGGAGGGCUCUGAGCGAGGAAGGAGGUUUGGGACCAACGGUGGGUGCUGAGAAUCUUGGGGGGGAGGUCCUGGGAGGGUGGGAGGCUUGACUGAAAUCGGUGCAAUGUCACCAGGGGCUGUGCCCUGGUGUUUGUUAGUGUGUAAAAAGCCCCUGGGUCUGUCGAGGUCCUUUGAGAAAACAGAGUAGGUUUGGAAGCUUCUCUAGUUUGUGUGUCCUUCUCGUCCAGGGGCUACUGUUGUUGGGGCCGUUUUGUUGUCCGUGCGUAAGGGGCUGCCGGGGGCAGGCUAUGCAGUGGGGAAAGCACCUGGUUCGGGAGGAAUUAGGUGACAGCUAUAUACCAAAGUGUGGCAUGGCUCCGUCUGUGGGGAUCAGAUGCCAUGCCGUUGUCUUUUUGGGUACAUUCCUAUUGAAUAUCCACGUUUUGACCAGAUGUUUCAGGCAGAUCGUCCGACUGGCGGCGGUAGGAGGUCGUGUGGCGUGGUGAUGUCUUCUGCUCCCUCGCUGGGGUUUGUAGCCCCUUUUUUGUUGGGAGCUGCAUACAUCCUGGUGGCAGAUGAUGGUGGGACCCGUGGUGGCUCAGAGCAGCUCGUUUCUUUGGGGAGAGGCUCUGGCUUUGCUCCCCCCCUCCAUCCAUAACGAAGCAGGCGACGUGGUGGUGGCUCUGCCUCCCUCGUCGCCAGUUUUGCUUGUAAAUGAGAUUCUGUGGGUUCUGUGCGUGUGGGGAUUUGGGAAAUGCAAACGAGGUGCUGAAAGCAGCCCCGGAGGCUAAAAUAUGUAUUCCUGGCAGCUGGGCCUCCCUCCUUGGAAUGUGGCACUUUUGGAGGCGGCAGAGAGACGCCUUCCCCAGAGCAGCGUUAGAGGGGCUGUAGCCAUCGCCGGCCUUCGCCUCUGUGAUUGCUUUUCUGCAGUUACUGGAAACUCCAAAUGUAAUUUAAACACGAAGGUCUAAUUCUUGCUCCCUAUUAAUGAUGCAUCUAUCUGUCAUUUUAAAGAAAAAGGCAGAACUGUGAGUCCAUCUCGUUUUAUAUUCUGGGUUCUCUCACGGGGGAAGGUACUUCCCGCUCCCACAAUUUGCCUUUGGUUUGCUCGCAGACUUCGCGGUGGAAUUCAGGCCAAACAGGUCGUCGGGUUGGAUCAGUUCAAUAAACUUAUGUAAGUUUUUACACAAAAAA
Molecule: messenger RNA, 5406 nt
Organism: Calidris pugnax (ruff)
Lineage: Eukaryota; Metazoa; Chordata; Aves; Charadriiformes; Scolopacidae
Gene: TBCEL
Product: tubulin folding cofactor E-like
Exons: 7
Coding region: 18-1292 (424 amino acids)
Biological process (GO): protein folding
Molecular function (GO): alpha-tubulin binding
Source: RefSeq, a predicted model, not a curated record